Molecule: messenger RNA, 2001 nt
Organism: Ciona intestinalis (vase tunicate)
Lineage: Eukaryota; Metazoa; Chordata; Ascidiacea; Phlebobranchia; Cionidae
Source: RefSeq, a predicted model, not a curated record
ACCACUUGCUUAGUACUUGCUUCUAUAUUAUGACAAACCGCAAAACAAGGUUGGUGAUAUCUUUUGAACAGACGAGUUGAUCUGGUUCAAUAGUAGUCGAAUCAAGUGCAGCCAGUGGAACGAAGUUCCUAAAAGCUAUAUCGUAGGUUGGGAAAGAUGAGACAUGUUUUCAUUCCCUUUAUUAUCCCAUUUGGUAUAGUUAACAAAAGUACUUACAGAAUUAUAAAACCGCAGCCCCACGACCCUAAAAAACAGUGUUAAAAAGAUGAUCAGGAACCGCUUGCUUCUAUUUUUAAAACAACGUAGGUUGUGUCAGUAAGUGGGAUAGAAACUAUAUUCCCGCCUCUGGUUAUUCCCCUAUUCUUUAUUCAUCUUAUAAAGCUUAUUUCACUUCAGUCACAUUGAGGAUAAGUUGUAAAGUUUAACUGUUAGUUAAAAGAUGUACGAAAUUUAUACAACGAUAGAGAAACGUCCGAGUGAGAUCAGAUUUUCGCAAGAUAGCAUACAUCAUAAGUUUCGCAGAAGAUCUGGUCACGGUGAAGACAAUGUGAAUGACACGAUUGACAAAAUACUUUCUGGGCGACUCCUUGCAACUGAUCUGCCUCGAAUCGAAGUAGCAGAAAGAGAUGGAGAGCUUUAUACUUUAGGAAAUCGUAGACUUUAUAUGUUUCGUGUUCUCGAAUUAAAAGGAAAGUUAAAGACAAUACGCGUUAACGUUGUUUCAAGUCUUCGUCGGGGCUUAACGACGAUAAAUGAUGGCGUGUCAAUUUACAUGAGGAAUGGCGGUGGUACCAGGGAUCAUGCACAUGCUGCACCGAUACCGAAGCCCAAGGAGAUUGUGCAUAAACUGUUGGACGAAUUGCUGCUCCAAGUUAUAAAUUCUGCAAGUCAACACACCACAAACGAAGCUGGCACAAGCAUGAGUGUCAGUAAAGUUGUUCCUGAUGGUAGCAAAGCAAAAUCUACAGAUGUUGUUGGUAAAAAUAGUGAUGACGCAAUUAAAACAGACGGUGCCAUAAGUGAGUCAAGUGAAGGCGUUGUUACAACAUAUCAUGACGUCAUCAUUUCCUCUGACGUAGCUGUAGUUGAUGCUGCAGUGUAUGAAGUAUGUAGUGACCUUAAUAAGUCCUUCGAGAAAGUCAACAAACCUAACAACUUAAGUGAUGGUGACGUAGAAACCCAAAAUGAUGACGUGGCAAUCAGAGAUGAUGACGUGGUAACCAGAGAUGAUGAUGUGGUAACCAAAGCUCAUGACGUGGAAACCCAAGAUGAUGACGUAGUAACCAAGAAUGACAACGUCGAAACCAAAGUUGAUGGCGUGGUAACCAAAGCUAAUGACGUAGAAACCCAAGUUGAUGACGUAGAAACCCAAGUUGAUGACGUAGAAACCCAAGUUGAUGACGUAGUAACCAAAGUUGAUGACGUGGAAACCAAAGACGUCAUACCAUCAUUUGAUAGUGAUGCAAAUAUCUUUUCCGUCGAAAAAGAUCGCACGUCACACCAGUUAGGUAAACGUAGGCAUGUAGAACUUGCAGGUAAGUUCUUGUGUGUUUGGUCAGUAUUGAUCGACGUAAUGAUACUUCCUAUACACAGAUACUGCGUCUGCUGGCGAACCAGAAGCCAAACGAUCAAAGACAUAAUUAUACUGAACUUGUAGUGUUUAUAGGUUGUGUAUUUAUGUACCCUGUUUAAUCUAUAUAAUCGUUGCUUUACGUUUUCUUCAACUCGUUUCCCAGCUUGGUAAUUAUUAGUUCAAACCGUUACUAAUUUUAUAUAAGUUUUAUUUUUCUUUAUUUGUAUUUUAUUCUUUCCGACGCUUCAAGUGCGUUUUUGUAAAACAAAACUAGCGUCACAUACCCAAACACCCAGUGUUGGGUCUUAAAGUGUAUUGCGGAAAACGCGACGAUAAAUAAGCGCAGUGUGACAAAUGUAAAUAUUUAACAAGCCAUACACGAUAUAGUGAUGUAACAUCAAUAAACGACGAAGCGUUGAUGCUCUUUA